GCAGCCACCAACCACUGCAGGGAUGGUGCCACCGAAAACAGCUUCCUGAAAAGAGUCAGUCGCCGCUGCAGACGAGGGGCUUGCGGAAGGUUCAGGGUCGAACACGAGGGUGGCAUCACUGCAGCAAACAUCAAUCAAGAGAUGGGUGGACAAAGAUGCACAGAAGAAGCUGGAUAUUGCGUGGGCGGAGGCGAUGUUCUGCGCUGGCAUUGCGUUUAGCUUCCUGAACUUUGACACGACGCAGAAGCUCCACGAAGUUUACUUGGAAGUGGCGAGUGCUCGACCGAAGGUCACGCUGCCCUCGUACAAGCAUAUGAGGACGGUGAUGCUCGACUUCAUCUACUUGCGAAUUCAAAAGCAAGUGCAUCCUCUGACAGCCUGUUGGGAUGAAUCAGGCUGUACAUUCAUCACGGACGGGUCAUCCACCGUCGAGAGCGCCCUCCUUUUGCUGCGAGACAUCAGCAAGCUAGACUGGGUGCAGAGCACUGUCAAGAGAGGCCACACGAUUGUGAAGUUCAUCCGGAACCACCACUCCACGAAUAGCCUGAUGAUGUCCAUUGACGAUUCCCUGACAUUGCUUCGUUCUACGGAAGUUCGGUUUGGGUCCGUGUACGUGAUGUUGGAGAGGCUUCUCAGCAGGAAGACAGUGUUGUCCGAUAUGGUGGAUCGGAAAAAUGCAGCACGGUGGACGGGGAUCCGUUGGUCCACUGCGAAGUUGAAGUCGAAAGCGGACCUGGUUUACUUCACCAUGAGGAGAGACAACUGGUGGACGAAGUUGAAGAAGGUGGUCGACGUCAUGGAACCGUUGUACAGCCUUCUCAGGAGGAUGGAUCGGGAUGGAACAUCGCCGACAAACCUUGUCGAAUACGACGACCUGAUUGAAAGGAAACUGGCUCACGUCGUUCUCACUAAGGAGCAGUGGGCGAGCGUCAUGGAGAAAGAGAGGUCGGGUGAAGAUGAUGUGGCAGCCAGUACAUGCACUGGCAACGCGAUGCAUUACCUGCAGAGACAGGUUGGAGGUCCUUGGAAAGGGCUAGACCGCCUUGACGUUUUGGGUGACCUGCACGAGUUUCACAAGGAGCCCACGCCGAACGGGCCCAAGAGAAAGGACAAGAAGAUGUGGGAGCCCGAUGCGAAGGUUGAUUGCGAGAAGCUCACACCGUCAGAGUGGUGGGCGACUUAUGGCGGUGAUGUCCACGACUUGCAGGCCAUUGCCAUCAAAGUGAUGGGCAUGUGGAGUACAGCAACCCCGGCUGAGAGGAAUUGGUCGUCCAUGGACUUCGCGCAUUCCAAAAGCAGGAACAGGUUGAAGGCUGAAACAUUGGAGAAGCUGGUGUACAUCCAUUGGAACAUGCAACUGCUGCGUGCUGCCAACAACAGCGGUGCCAACGAUGAGAACGAUGGAUCUGUCUUGAGGGGCCCUAAGGAAGAAACUAAGAAGACGGAUGAGGAGCUGGUGCGGCAAAGUAGCUUCAUGAAGACACCGAAGGGAAGGAUUCCAAAGAAGCUCGAGGACGAAGAGGAUGAGUGCACCGACGACAGUGACUUGGAUGAUGAGUUGUGGAAGGGGAAGUGUGGAUUGUCGGAUGAGACGAGCGGCGAGGAGGAGGAGGAGGAUGAAAGUGAUUCCGAUUUUGAGCUGGGAGCCCAGCCAUCGGUCACGAGCACUACUUAUGUUGGUAGGAGAGAACCUGCAGGGCGUCGGAGGGAGAAGCAGCCCGCGGUUUCCACACAGGCCGGGGGGGAAAUCUCCUCCCAAUACCAUCCUCAGUCUGACGUAGAGUUCCACCACAUGGACACGGACAUCGAGUUGCUGCUGCAAAGUGGUCCGGUUGAUGAAGACGAGGCGGAGGCCGACCGUGCAAAGGCAUUAGCAGAUCGCGAUAGAGACGCCGUCCAAAAACGGAUCAUGGAAGAGGACGCCCGACGCGCAGCGAUCCCGACCCGGAGGGAGAUUGAGAGACGCAAGAAGAAGGUUGGGGAGAAGGAACCGGAGAGACGUCGGGCAUUGGGUGCUGUGCAAGAGGGAGAUGAGGAAGAGCAACAACAAAGUGGACCGGUUUUGAAGGUGGCGGACCAGCAACAGGCGGAGCACCGCAAAGAGGCGGACCAACAAGAGGCGGAGCACCGCAAAGAGGCGGAGGAGAAGGACCAGCAAGAGGACAACGACGACAUGGACCACCUACAAGAGGCGGAGAAGGAGCAUGAAGAAGAGGACGAGGAGAUGGAGCAGCAAGAAGAUGCGGAGGCCAUGGAACUGCAAGAAGAUGCGGAGGGCAUGGAAGAACAGGACAUGCAGCACAACGUGGAUGACGAGGACAAUGAAGAGGAGCACCGACCUGCAGUGAAGACUGUGUACACGCGUAGGCAACGACCGGUUGUGUCCGCACAGUCUGUUGAGAACUCACCCGACUUCCCUCCAAGCAAUGAGACUGCCCAACAUGACAACCUGUGGGUGAGCAGGGUGGGGAGGAAGAGGAAGGAACCGGUGGAUGCUGCUGCUGCAAAGCCUAAGCGUGCUCGUGGCAGGCCCCGCAAGCUGAAGACCGCUGAACCCGGUGCAAAAAAAAAAAAAAACAUUCGCCAGUGCAAGGCUCGCGCGGAGGUUGUGGAGGAUGACCCCGAUUCAGAUAAUUGCAGUGAACGGUCAUCUGAAUUCGAGGGAAGCCACUCCGAUGGCGAAUGAGGUCGUCGUGAGUGUGUGUGUGUGUGUGUGUGUGUGUGUGUGUGUGUGUGUGUGUGAGAGAGAGAGAGAGAGAGAGAGAGAGAGAGACUUUAUGUAAUCGAUUGUGGAACAAUGUGGACGUGGUUUCUCUCCAGGCUUGUUUGUUUGUUUGUUUUUUCGAUCUUGUCAUCCCACCCUCAGCACCCCCCGCUGACAUCCCACCCCGAG
Molecule: messenger RNA, 2893 nt
Organism: Chara braunii
Lineage: Eukaryota; Viridiplantae; Streptophyta; Charophyceae; Charales; Characeae
Source: the annotation of a GenBank genome assembly